Labeo rohita (rohu) is the source of this 2097-nucleotide messenger RNA. It is a transcript of the gene vcpkmt, whose product is annotated as valosin containing protein lysine (K) methyltransferase. The transcript has 5 exons. Gene Ontology annotation, cellular component: cytoplasm; cytosol. NCBI's taxonomy places the organism in Eukaryota, Metazoa, Chordata, Actinopteri, Cypriniformes, Cyprinidae. The record is from RefSeq and is a predicted model, not a curated record. Gene Ontology annotation, biological process: peptidyl-lysine methylation. Bases 16 to 687 code for a protein of 223 amino acids. Gene Ontology annotation, molecular function: protein-lysine N-methyltransferase activity.
CAGUCUCAAAAGAACAUGGCGGCUGACGACAAUUCAGAAGAUUAUUUUGUUAGAGAAAUAGAAAAGAAUGACGGGUCUGUUUUAAGAAUGUAUCAGUGCAGCAAAGGGGAUGUGGGCUGUGUGGUAUGGGACGCUGCUAUUGUCCUGUCAAAAUACCUCGAAACGGAACAGUUUAGCAGUGUUCAGUCUGGUGUUAGUGCGUGGUCCUCUAAGAACAUUAUUGAACUGGGUGCAGGAACAGGACUCGUGGGUCUUGUAGCUGCAACUCUGGGGGCAAAUGUUACAGUGACAGAUCUGGAAGACCUGCAGCCUCUCCUUGAACUAAAUAUUAAGAAAAAUCAGCAUCUCAUCCAUACAGGCUCAAUCACAGCCAAGGUACUGAAAUGGGGAGGAAAUGUCGACGAUUUUCUGCCGCAUCCUCAUUAUAUUCUGAUGGCUGAUUGUAUCUACUAUGAGCAGUCAGUGGAACCACUAGUGGAGACUCUGAAACUCUUGGCUGGACCGGAGACGUGUAUCAUCUGUUGUUAUGAGCAGCGCACUGUUGGUGUCAAUCCUGAGAUAGAGAAGAGAUUCUUUGAGCUCCUUCUGAAAGAGUUCCAGUCGGAGGAGAUCCCAUCUGAGAAACAAGACCCUGAGUUCAACAGUCCUGAUAUUCACAUUCUCCACCUGCGACGAAGACUCCAUUGAAUGUCUUAUGUGCUCUUCUGUUUGAAAUGGCGAGGAUGUUUUGUGUGUGUUUGUGUUUCAAUGGACUGUGGUGUUCUUGGUCAGAUGUUUGACACUGAACCAUAUGAAUGCAAACUAUUUUUAAGUGCUUACUGAGGUCAGCCUUACAGGAUUAAUUCACUCCAGAAUUAAAAUUUCGUCAUAAUUUACUCACCCCCAUGUCAUUCAAGAUGUUCAUGCCGGUCUUUCUUCAGUCAAAAAGAAAUUUUUGAGGAAAACAUUCCAGGAUUUUUCUCCAUAUAGCAGACUUCAAAGGGGACCAAACUGCAGUUUCAAUGCAGCUUCAAAGAUGCAAGUCUUGCACCAUUACAAAAAAAGGUAAAACGAUGUUAGACCAUUUUGAAGUUUGGAGAAGAAAAUGAGAUGCGUUUUUCACCCUACCUUUAAGAAGAAAACACAAGACGAGGAACUAGCCACACGUGGCCUGCGUGAAGUCGCAGAUUUGCAUUGCAGAGGUAGUGCAAGAUGAGCAUAUGUGGUUAAAAAGUAUAGAAAUUUGUAUUUUUUUUGUGUGAAAAUGGCAGAUAAUUUCGAUAGAUAAGACCAUUAUUCCUCUGGGAUCAAACUGUAAUUUGGACCUUCAACCCAUUGGUCUCGUUUGAAGUCCACUAUAUGGAGAAAAAUCCUGCAAUGUUUUCCUCAAAAACUUUCAUUUCUUUUUGACUGAAGAAAGAAAGAUUUGAACAUCUUGGAUGACAUGGGGGUCAGUAAAUUAUCAGAAGAUUUUAAUUCUGCAGUGAACUAGUCCUUUGUCAGCUUAGGUGUAUUUUUAGACAAACAAGUUUAAGUGAAUGGUUCUGAUUGCACCUAUGAUGAACUGGUAAAAAGUCUCAAAUGUUUUUUACAUACUGAUCCAGAGAAUUUUGAACUGAGUGUGAUCUGUAAAUAAACACUUUCUGAAAUGAAUAAAAAGCACUUUUGUUGAUACCAAAUUUUAAAAACCUUUAGAAAAUGCUAGAAAAGUCAUGCGAUUCAAUCAUGUAACCAUGUGAUUGUGUUAUUGCAGCCGCUUUUACAGGAGGGUCAGUUUUGUCCAUUUUCAUUCUGGGUCAUUGAAUGCAUUACUUUUGAGACGGCAAAAUUGUGGUUGCAGUGUACAGUAGAGAUGUUUAUUAAGUUGGCUUGAGAAAGCCAACUUACUAAAGUGCUAUUUAAAGUUCCAGUUAUUAUUCUUUUGAGACUGUAUCUCCUCCUAGAGCUUUCACUCUACAAACUCCAAACUCAGGUUGCUAUAUCUUUUCUAACUGAUCGGACUUACGAUUUUCCAAAAACUGACGAUUAAACCUGGGAAAAAUCCCAUAGACUUACAUUGACGGAAUGUUCAAAUGAGCAACACUAUUCAAACUACAACUGUCAGCAAUCCCAGAAUCC